AUUCGCUGACAGUCGCUCUAUGAAUGGUUGUCUAUUAACUUGUUCAAAAAGUAUCAGGAGUUGACAAGGGCUCUGGCGAGGAGGGAAACCGAGUUUGUGUCGAUUCCUCAAGACUGAGAAAAGAAGUUUGUGGAAACCAACAGGACCUAAUAGCGCUUUGACUUCCUCAGCAAAGUUACCAGAACUGCUAAGGUAACUUCAGCUGCCUCCACUUUUUUUUUAUUUUUCUGGACUUUUUGUUUUGGUUUUUGUUGGUCUGCUGGUGUGGAAGACUUUCACAAACUCGUUUUUAAAUGUACAACAUGAUGGAAACCGAGCUCAAGCCCCCGGCGCCUCAGCCCAACACGGGGGGCACGGGGAACACCAACUCCUCAGGAAACAACCAGAAAAACAGCCCGGACCGGGUCAAGAGACCCAUGAACGCCUUCAUGGUGUGGUCGCGGGGCCAGAGGAGGAAAAUGGCACAGGAGAACCCCAAAAUGCACAAUUCGGAAAUAAGCAAGCGACUCGGGGCCGAGUGGAAACUUCUGUCCGAGAGCGAGAAGCGGCCGUUCAUCGACGAAGCCAAGCGCCUUCGGGCUCUCCACAUGAAGGAACACCCGGAUUACAAAUACAGACCCCGGAGGAAAACCAAGACCCUCAUGAAGAAGGACAAGUACACCCUGCCGGGCGGGCUCCUGGCGCCGGGCGGGAACGCCAUGGGCGCCGGUGUGGGUGUAGGGGCCGGCUUGGGCGCAGGGGUCAACCAGAGGAUGGACAGCUACGCGCACAUGAACGGCUGGACCAACGGGGGCUACGGCAUGAUGCAGGAGCAGCUCGGGUACCCGCAGCACCCGGGGCUCAACGCGCACAACACGGCGCAGAUGCAGUCCAUGCACCGCUACGACAUGAGCGCGCUCCAGUACAACUCCAUGACCAACUCGCAGACCUACAUGAACGGAUCGCCCACCUACAGCAUGUCCUACUCGCAGCAAAGCACGCCGGGAAUGACGCUGAGCUCCAUGGGCUCGGUGGUCAAGUCCGAGUCCAGUUCGAGUCCGCCGGUGGUCACGUCGUCCUCUCACUCCCGGGCCGGACAGUGUCAAACGGGGGACCUGCGGGACAUGAUCAGUAUGUACCUGCCCGGGGCCGAGGUGCAGGACCAGAGCGCGCAGAGCAGACUGCACAUGUCCCAGCACUACCAGAGCGCGCCUGUGCCCGGCACGACGAUUAACGGCACGAUCCCACUAUCGCACAUGUAAAAAAACAAAAAAACAAAACAAGAACUUUUCUACACUGCUGGACUCCUUUGGACUAUUUUUGUACAGAACACUUUUUUUGGGGAGGGGAAAGUUGUAUAGAGCUCAAGGAAAGAACACAAAACUUUUGCUUUCUAUUUAAAAAGGAACGGUAGGAACUCCACACAGUUUGUCGUUCUGUUGUUCUUUUUUUUUCUUUGCCUUUCUUUGCUUUUUUUUGUUUUAUUCCAGAAGGUGUAUGCGAUUUGGAAAAAGUACGGGGGGAGAGUGAAGCAAAUGUUUUAUUAUUGCAAUCGACUUUUUUUGUACAGUAUUUAUCAAAGAAACAUAAUAACAACCAGAUGUAAUGUUUGUAAACAGCAGGAAGUUACGUUUUUAUUAAAAGGCAAUUGUGCAACAAAAAAAGAGAGAAAAAUAUGGCACAAUAACUGAUGUUUACUGCUUCAGUAUAUGCUCCAAAAAUUCUGAACGAAAGAACGGGAUAAAAAGAGUUUCUCAUUGAAGGUACAUAGUAAUAAUUAUUAUUAUAUUAUUAAGUUCUAAAUGAGAGAACAAACAGAGGCACUCUCGCAGGUUAGACCUUUUCAUUUGAUUUGAUUAUUUUCGGUCUCCCACUCUUCAUCUGUUAGGUAUAUGAAGUUUGUGUUCUUUAUUUUUCUCAUGGUUUGUAAAAUCUUCUGUACAUUUUCUGUGAUAUUUUAAGUUUUUAUUUUAAAACUUUCAUUUUUCCUAGUUGUAAAAUGUGGCCUGUACGCAGUUGCCAACGCUCCAUGUAUAUAUUUUAACUAAUAACAUCAUUAUAACAGUUACAAUCUGAGUUUUUUUUUUCAAUAUGCAGUUUGAAAUGAAUAAAUUUUUGAAAUUUGGAUAUUU
Messenger RNA from Pimephales promelas (fathead minnow), 2111 nucleotides. RefSeq names its product SRY-box transcription factor 2 (gene sox2). Gene Ontology annotation, cellular component: nucleus. Gene Ontology annotation, biological process: positive regulation of transcription by RNA polymerase II; negative regulation of transcription by RNA polymerase II; neuron differentiation. NCBI's taxonomy places the organism in Eukaryota, Metazoa, Chordata, Actinopteri, Cypriniformes, Leuciscidae. The record is from RefSeq and is a predicted model, not a curated record. Gene Ontology annotation, molecular function: DNA-binding transcription activator activity, RNA polymerase II-specific; RNA polymerase II cis-regulatory region sequence-specific DNA binding.